Aspergillus calidoustus is the source of this 1398-nucleotide messenger RNA. Lineage: Eukaryota; Fungi; Ascomycota; Eurotiomycetes; Eurotiales; Aspergillaceae. The record is from the annotation of a GenBank genome assembly.
AUGGCUGAUGAUAACGCCACGGCGGAGGAUGCGCCCAUCACCUUCAGCAUCAAAGCGUCUAAUGAUGCCAAAUUCACACUCACAUUACCUCUCUCGACUUCAGUAUCGGAGCUAAAGGAGAAGCUGUCUUCGUCGGAAUAUGCCGACACCCCAGCGGAGCGCCAGCGCCUGAUCUAUUCGGGGAGAGUGCUCAAAGAUAACGAUACCCUCGCAACUUACAAGAUCAAGGAUGGGCAUACUAUCCACCUGGUCAAGAGCGCUGCCAGUAACCAACGGCCGGGUGCAUCCUCACAGAGCACUUCGUCUUCCGCCACAACAAGUGCCGCCACUAACCCAACGGCCACCGGUGUCCCAACAAACCUCGCCGCUGGGACGGGGAACAACCCUCUAGCGGGGUUGACUGGUGCACGGUAUGCUGGCUUCGCCCAGCUGCCGGGCGCUGGUAUGUUUGGUCCGGAUGGUGGGAUGGGUCCUCCUCCCGACGCUGAAUCGAUGCUCCAUAUGCUCGAAAAUCCCCAGUUCCAGUCCGCUAUCAACGAGGCGCUACAGAACCCAGCCAUGAUUGAUAUGAUGAUUCAACAAAAUCCAAUGCUACGAGAUGUCCCCGGUGCCCGACAAAUGAUGCAGAGUCCCGAAUUUCGCCGCAUGCUCACCGAUCCCAGUUCACUCCGGAACAUGAUGCAGCUUCAGCGAGCAAUGGGUGGUGCUGGGCUUGGCGGCGCUCCUGGUGGAGGUGGUGCUUUUCCCGCUCCGGGUGUCACCAACACAACUCCUGAGGAGACCAGGGAAGGGCAAAAUACCGGUGCCAACUCAACUCCAGGUGCCCCGCUGUUCAAUCCUUUCAUGCCUCCCCAGGGCCUCGGAGCUGGCAAUCCGUUUGCGGCACUCUUUGGGGGCAACCAGGGAAUGGGCAUAAAUCCACCAAGCACAUCCUCUAACCCAGCAGGUGGUGAUCAAACUGGAACGACGCAAGGUGAAUCGGGGGCCGGCGGAGCGGGUGCCACAGCAGAAGGACAAAGCACACAGAAUACACAAAACCCCUUUGGCUUGUUGAAUCCCUCUCUGUUCGGUGGUCAAGGGGGCUUGAACCCAUUCAACCCGCAACAAAACCCUUUUCUCCGCAACCCCGCGCUCCUUGAACAGAUGAUGCAAUCAAUGGGAGGCCAAGGGGGAGAAGGUGCUGCUGCCAAUCCUUUUUCGGCAUUAUUUGGUGGUCAGGGGGGUUUCGGAAGUCCAGCUCCCCAAGACAACCGGCCACCUGAGGAAAGAUACGCGGAUCAGCUACGCCAGCUCAACGACAUGGGGUUCUAUGAGUUUGAGCGAAACAUUGAGGCUCUGCGCCGAGCGGGUGGGAGCGUACAAGGCGCGGUCGAGUAUUUGCUGAGCCAUACCUCUUAA